Molecule: messenger RNA, 4877 nt
Organism: Neofelis nebulosa (Clouded leopard)
Lineage: Eukaryota; Metazoa; Chordata; Mammalia; Carnivora; Felidae
Gene: MKNK1
Product: MAPK interacting serine/threonine kinase 1
Exons: 16
Coding region: 500-1771 (423 amino acids)
Biological process (GO): protein autophosphorylation; intracellular signal transduction; peptidyl-serine phosphorylation
Cellular component (GO): nucleus; cytoplasm
Molecular function (GO): calcium/calmodulin-dependent protein kinase activity; calcium-dependent protein serine/threonine kinase activity; calmodulin binding
Source: RefSeq, a predicted model, not a curated record
GCCCCUCUCUGGUCGGGCCCGCCCCUCGGCUCUAGUACCGCCUCUUCCGCGUUCUCGGAGCGACCUGCAGGUGGGUGCGCGCGACCGGCCCCGCAGAGAGUCAGCUGAGAUUUUCAUGCCAGGUGAAGCAAAAGCCAGUGAAGAACUGAAGAAUGCUACCCUCCAGAGGCAAUUAAAAUGCUGCAGUAGCUGGUAGACAGCGGCCCUCUGUCGGGAGCAUUAUUUCAUUAUUUCAUCUCAGUUUACAGAGGAUUUACUUCUCAGAAGUUGGGCAAGCUCCAGCUCCACCAGUACACAAAUGGUAGACCACCGAGCUCUGACCAAGAGGAAGUUUCAAAAACAACUCUCCUUCAACAAGUUCUGUUUCCAAGGAAAGUGUUAACCAUUUGUCCCUUCUGGCGUACCCUCUUCCAUUGAAAUCCAUGCAGAAUAGUCCAGAGGCUGCUCCACCAAAGGCCUGUGAAUCUAUGUGCACAUCCAUUCAGAUGUUGCUGCAUAUAUGACUUCAUUUGCAUGGACCCCUCCCAAGCCCACGCCCUUGCUUAGCUCCCUGGGUCCUGCCUUUCUGGUGCUGAGGCAGGAGGACGUCACAGAGAUGGGCAGCAGUGAGCCCCUUCCUAUUGCAGAAGGUGACAAGAGGAAAAAGAAGAAGCGGAAGGCCCGGGCCACUGACUCCUUACCAGGAAAGUUUGAAGAUAUGUACAAGCUGACCUCUGAAUUGCUUGGAGAGGGAGCCUAUGCCAAAGUCCAAGGUGCCGUGAGCCUGCAGAAUGGCAAAGAGUAUGCUGUCAAAAUCAUCGAAAAACAAGCAGGGCACAGUCGGAGUAGGGUAUUCCGAGAGGUGGAGACGCUCUAUCAGUGUCAAGGAAACAAGAACAUUUUGGAGCUGAUUGAGUUCUUUGAAGAUGACACAAGGUUUUACUUGGUCUUUGAGAAAUUGCAAGGAGGCUCCAUCCUGGCCCACAUCCAGAAGCAGAAGCACUUCAAUGAGCGAGAAGCCAGCCGAGUGGUGCGGGAUGUGGCUGCUGCCCUUGACUUCCUGCACACCAAAGGCAUUGCUCACCGCGAUCUGAAGCCAGAAAAUAUAUUGUGUGAGUCUCCAGAAAAGGUGUCUCCGGUGAAAAUCUGUGACUUUGACUUGGGCAGUGGGGUAAAACUGAACAACUCCUGCACUCCCAUAACCACACCAGAGCUGACCACUCCAUGUGGUUCCGCAGAAUACAUGGCCCCGGAGGUGGUGGAGGUCUUCAGGGACGAGGCCACUUUUUACGACAAGCGCUGUGACCUGUGGAGCCUGGGUGUGGUCCUCUACAUCAUGCUGAGUGGCUACCCCCCCUUUGUAGGUCACUGCGGGGCCGACUGUGGCUGGGACCGGGGAGAGGUCUGCAGGGUGUGCCAGAACAAGCUGUUUGAGAGCAUCCAGGAAGGCAAGUAUGAGUUUCCUGACAAGGACUGGGCACACAUCUCCAGCGAGGCCAAAGACCUCAUCUCCAAGCUCCUGGUUCGAGAUGCAAAGCAGAGACUGAGUGCCGCCCAAGUUCUGCAGCACCCCUGGGUGCAGGGGCAAGCUCCAGAAAGGGGACUCCCCACGCCGCGAAUCCUCCAGAGCUGUGGCCUUCUUGAUGGUCCUUUCUGCCCCUGUAAACCUGAGGAGACAGGCCUCCUGGAGAGGGGCCGAGUCCAGCCCUGUGCCGGGAAGGUGCGCCUGGUGGGACCUCUCAAUCUGGGACCUCUCAAUCUAGCCCCUCAUUGGACCCGCGACACAAGGUGAAGGAGAUAUCAUUGCUCUUCCUUUUUACGCAAAGAAAUGAAGUUCGUCAGCAUUUGUCAAUCUCCUGUUCUGUGCCUGGACCCAGAGAUGAGUGAGAAGCAGCCUUUGCCCCCUAGGGUCUCCUCAUCAGACGGAAGAGGUGCCUAUCAGUAACCAUUACACAAGCCGUCUUCAAAAAGUAUUUUAUUAGAUGUGCUCUGUGCCCAGGCCAGCUACCCCACCCAGGCAGGAACAAAGCUCCCAUCUGUCUGGAGCAGCACUAAGCCUUUCUCAAGGAUCUGUUGUGGGGGUGUUGUGUGCUCCGGACUGUGCCAGACUUGGAACAAAGAAAACUGGCACCUCACAGCCAUGGCUCUUGUGUCCAUUGUGCAAAAGGGUUUUCCUGUGCUUCGUCCCGUGUCAUCCUCAGAGCCACACUGGAGAGGGCAGGGGUGGGAAGGGGGCGGCAAGGGGGAGGUCCGAGGGGUCAGGGCAGUGCACGAGGUGCUGCUGGCAGAUUUUCUCCCCAUGGAGAGCAGAGAGGGGUGAUGGGAUCAGGAGCUCCUCAUUCUAGGGGCUCUCCUGCAGUGUGGGUGCUUCCGUGUUGACGCUGACGUACUUUCUGUUGACUGUCUUCCCUUCCCAGUAACUGUUACCACCUUCACAUCCUGUCUUCUACCUGAAGUGAGAUGGGCUAGAGAAACAGGCCUGCAGAAUCGGAGCCUUUGGUCCCAAAGUCUCCCAGUCCCUGGGGGCUUAGAGCCAUGAUAUGAGUUUUGUCCAACUCCAGCACCAGCCCAGUCAGUCCUUCAGGUUGGCCAGCUGGGAUGGGACUUCCAGGGGCUUCCUGGACCAAGCACCCCCGACUCCAAGCUGCAUGUAGCUCCAGCCGGCUCUCGUGCCUCCAAGCCUUUGCUCAGGCUGUGCUGUGCCCUCUACAAGCCUGCCUCCCCACCCCAGUCCAACCAGCAAGGCCCCUCUCCUCCUUCACAGCUCUGCUUUUAAAUUCUACAGUGCCUACUUUGGUUUUGCUGGCAUUAUUGUGUGCUUACUAAGGAACAGCUGCUUGCAGAGAAAGUUCUAGGCAUUAUCUCAUUUAAUUUUCAUAUGAGGUAAAGUACCAUUAUGUUACCCGACUUAGAACUGAGCAGAGAAAGGAAAAAAUUACUUCGCUGUAUAGGUAGGAAGACAGAGAUGGAAUUCUCCCAAGAGAGACUUGAGAUCCAGAGCUGCACUGCAGGGGUUCAAGUCCCAGCCUUGCUACUUAACUAGCUUUGUGCCCUGGGCAAGUUCCUGCCCUGGGCGGCAGUUUCUUCAACCAAAAAUUGGGGCUGCUUAGCUCUUGGUGCUGUUGUGAAAUUGUGGAUUGAUUAACAAAGUGUUAGAGCAGUUCCAGGCACAUGCAGCAAGUACGCAGUAUAGGUUGGCUGUGAUAGUUGUGGUUGUUUUUAUUGCCAUCUCCUAGGGCAGAAUUAUUCCACUCGGUGCCAGUGAUGGAGAUGAGCUUUCCCCCUUUCCUUGGCUUGUGUGGGUGGAGACGGAUCUGGGCUUUCCAGGUGGGUCUGGCUUCUAGCCCUUUGUGGGGUCCUCCUACUGACAGGCUGCUCUGCCCCUCGGGGCUGGGGUCCCUGUCCCCAAGGGGCUGCUGUGGUGCCCAGAGCAGAGUCUGAGUUUGGGGAUUUCAGGGAUCCUAUGUUCUAGUCCUUCUGCUACUGUUCACUGGGUGGCCUUGGGAAGUCCCUGCCCUUUCUGAGGCCCAGGCCAACGUACCUGGCUCUGCUGGGCAGAGACGCAUGGCAGACACACUGAGGGGGGCUCUGAGGCCUUUAUCUGGGGUGGCCAGUCCCCUAGCUCUAGGGCUCAGGCUUGGACUGGGCCUUAGGAGAAAGAUGGUCCCAGCCAGCCGGCAUGUCCUAGACCUCAGGUCUCCUGCCUCAAAUCUAGUUAGUAAGACUCCUAUCUGACCCCUAGUUUGGGCCCUGGGCAUAGGGGCCAAGUGUUUCUCCCUGUGGGUGUCCACCUGCCUGAGCUCUGGGGCACCCUCCUCCCUCCUGGCCCAAAGCCCUGUUCCACGAACAGCAGUGCCCUGGUCCCGUGCCAACUGCUCCAGCUGCUUAGGUCUGGAGGGGAGCGAAGAGCAAGGUCCCCCCACGGCUGGCACUCUUGUUGCCAUGGUAGCAGUUGCCUUGGAAGCCACUUCCCCAGAGUUUAGCUUCUGAACAGUCUGGGAAAGCUGCCCGUCCCCCAGGGGAUCGGUGCAUUAAUCACGCUCUUUUCCAGGGUCCUCACCUCUCAAGGAAAAUAAACAGAACUAAACCACACUGAGGCCUUCCACCCACUCUUCCUCCCCACCCCAGGCCAGCCUUGGACUUGGCACCUCUGGGAAAGAAGGAGCAGAGGCAGGCACUCCAACCCCAGCCUUGCCCAGAGACAGAGAUGACCCAUUGCCUAUACAGCCCCCGGGUCCAGAGGCCUGGGGGACCCAGACUUCAGCGAGGAGGGCUCUGAUGCUUGCAGGGUGGGGAACAGGUGGGGUGAUCAGUCUCUAGUGACUUGGACCUCCAUCUCCUUACCUAUUGUAGGAAACACAUCACCCAAGGACAGGCUUGUAUUUUCUUUUUCACAGAUGAAACAGCCUAUAUUGAGGAAAGAAUUGGCAAGCCUUCCUCUCUAUAUUUCUAAUCAAUGGAAGAGUGGGCGUCACAAAGGUUUUAAGAUAACCAAUGGAUGAAUGGGCAUCCAAAGGUUUUAAGAAGCCUUUAAUGACACUCCCCUGCCGUGAUGGAAAAAAUGGAGGCCUUGACUGAACACAGUGCCUCCCUCUGAUGGUGGGGUUGCCAAUUCCUCCCACCUCAAAUAAGACAAUUUAGAAAUUCAGAGACAAAGAAAUGCUAGAGUACUUCUGAGCUGAGCUGGGAAUCUGGACACAGGUUCUGUCAAGGUCUCUGGGGCAACCCUUCUUUCCCCAUGCCUCAGUCUCCCCAUCUGUUCUAUAAAGGAGCUUGCAUGGAUUUGUAGUUCUGUGAUCUUGUAACUGAUAAUAGCUUCAUGUGUCUCUCCUCCGUAUUUCCUCCUCUGACUUUGUGCCCUGAGGAAUUUACAAUGUCAAAAAAACAAAAACAAAAAC